AAAUUGCAGUAAUCUCUGUGUAUUCCCUGACCUCACAAACGAAUAUUGCUUUUGGUUUAGAAAGUCAAAUUGCUGGAGUUUCCUUUUCACACACACAUAUACUCGAACAAAACGCCUCCGCCGGAAUCAAAGUUCAGAACUUUACAGAAACCCCUUUCGCCGGUUCGCCUCGCAGACUCUUUCUAGAGUGAUUACCAGGCCAAGUUAGCAGCUUCAGCCAUGGAUGUUGUCAGUCAGCUGCAGAGACAGUUUGUUGACUACACUACAUCGCUGUAUCGUGAGGGAUUUGUGGAUGAUCAGUAUACUCAGCUUCAAAAGCUGCAAGAUGAAAGUAGUCCUGAUUUCGUGGUGGAGGUUGUCACUCUCUUCUUUGAAGAUUGUGAGAAGCUUAUUAACAAUAUGGCUAGAGCUCUGGAACAGCAACAGGGUGUGGAUUUCAAACAGGUUGAUGCUAGUGUCCAUCAACUCAAGGGUAGCAGUUCCAGUAUAGGUGCUAUGCGAGUUAAAAAUGUGUGCGUUGCAUUUAGACCUUGUUGUGAGGCCCAGAACCGAGAGGGGUGUUUGAGAUGCCUGCAACAGGUGACUCAUGAAUACUCUGUGUUGAAAAACAAGCUUCAAACUUUAUUCAGGCUGGAGCAGCAGAUCGUUGCAGCUGGUGGAUCAAUUCCAGUCAUUGAAUAAAAAACCAUGCAUAGAACUAAAAAAGGAGCCGUUGCAGUUAUAUUAUCUUCUUUGUUAAACAAAGGAGACUGAAUAGUAGAUAUUUCAGAAAUCUUUUCUUGUUAGAUUUUUGUAGUUCUUAAUUGAAGGAACUUUGACUUAAUGGAUGAUUUUACUUGGGUUCAUGUCAAAGCCUGUCCAAGGCAGUGACAAUGUGAAUAAGCAUUUUUACCUCUCCACAGCAGAACCGUAUAAUCCCUGCUCUUUUCUCUAGUUGUUCUGUGUCAGUGCUCCAGUUCUGUUCAGUCAAUCCAAUCAAUGGCUAAUAUGUCAUGCCAUGGUUGUGGCGUAGGAUUAAAUCCUGGUAUAUGAAAUCUCUGAUCUUUUUAGCAGUAGUAUGCCUGUAUUUUGUAUGUAUUUCUCUAUUUUGAUAUAUGUGUGUAUCAAAACCAAGCAUCAUUUGUUGGACCCUGGGACCGCGAGAAUGCACAUCAUAAGCAUGCAUUUCAUUUCUGCAAAGUGAACGUAGAUAAAUUCCUGCACAAUGU
This is a messenger RNA of Rubroshorea leprosula, 1208 nucleotides long. Lineage: Eukaryota; Viridiplantae; Streptophyta; Magnoliopsida; Malvales; Dipterocarpaceae. The record is from the annotation of a GenBank genome assembly.